AUGGAGCGAUCUACACAGGAGCUGUUCCUCAACUUCAUGAUCGUCUUGAUCACAGUCCUCCUCAUGUGGAUUCUUGUGAAAUCU
Molecule: messenger RNA, 84 nt
Organism: Ailuropoda melanoleuca (giant panda)
Lineage: Eukaryota; Metazoa; Chordata; Mammalia; Carnivora; Ursidae
Product: sarcolipin
Exons: 1
Cellular component (GO): membrane
Molecular function (GO): enzyme regulator activity
Source: RefSeq, a predicted model, not a curated record